AUGAAGGUCUUUGCCUCUGUCCUUACUCUCACUGCCAUCAUGGCCACCACCGUCUUUGGAUGCUCCAACUGCAAUGACUGCCCCGGUGAUCAAGUCUGCUUCUUUGCUGCCAGCCCCGGUACUGGUGGUAUUGGCGCAUGUGUUGAGCCCAGCGACCCCGCUUGCUUCGCUGGAGAGGGAUUCUGCGAUACCGCUACCUGCGAUUAA
Messenger RNA from Trichoderma harzianum CBS 226.95, 207 nucleotides. RefSeq lists its product as hypothetical. Bases 1 to 207 code for a protein of 68 amino acids. The record is from RefSeq and is a predicted model, not a curated record. NCBI's taxonomy places the organism in Eukaryota, Fungi, Ascomycota, Sordariomycetes, Hypocreales, Hypocreaceae. The transcript is spliced from 2 exons.